Molecule: messenger RNA, 674 nt
Organism: Sinocyclocheilus grahami
Lineage: Eukaryota; Metazoa; Chordata; Actinopteri; Cypriniformes; Cyprinidae
Product: UPF0711 protein C18orf21 homolog
Exons: 4
Coding region: 184-561 (125 amino acids)
Source: RefSeq, a predicted model, not a curated record
CGCAUUGAUGCAUUGUGGGUAAUUUUAAAGUAAAGACACGGGUAUUAUUUCCUGUAGUCACGCUGGACCCACUUUCGCUUCCACUCUUUCAUUACUGACCGCAGUUGUCUGCUAAGGCCGCAUUUGUUGUAGGUUUGAACCCAGGCCGCAUUUGUUGUAGGUUUGGCUGUUAAAGCAGACGCGAUGACCCAGAGAUUCUUAUUUAACGCUUCUUUACUUUACAAAGACAUUUGCCCCGAGCAGUCGCGCUUCCUCAUGCAAAGGCAUCAGAGCAUUGCGUCUGCCCUGCCGGUGUCUAUGAUCUGCCCCUUCUGUUUCCAGUGGCGACAACUGGGCAAUCAUCACGUGCGUCUGCGGCCCAAGCGGAAGCCCACGGCGACGAUUAGAAGACUUCUGAAGAGGGAGUCGGCAGGAAAGAGGCUGAGCGCAGAACAGACUGUAGUCCUUCAAAAGUUUAAAAGAGCCUCCAAUGCUCUGGUGAGGUCACGUCCACCUGUUUUAUGUCCACUUCAGUUUAAAUGUCGUCUCUUUACCGACCUAGUUCGUUCUGCCCAUUCCUGAGUGACUUGAGAUUGGAUUAGGUGGAUGAUUUUAAACCAGGAAGAACAAACACCAUGUUGCCUUAUAUGUACACACUGCUCAAAAGCUUGGGUUAGUCACCACCACCGUUUAAA